UCGUCGUCCUCGUGACCUCGUCGCCAUCUCGAAUCCCCUCUCGCCCUUUCGCUUGGCGACCGACCCCGCCGCCCGGCCCGGCCCGCCGCCAAGCCCAAACCCUAACCCUUGCUUCAGCUCUCCCCCGCCGCGGUCGACAUGUCCGGCAGGCUGGUCCGGCGGGUCCUCCAGCAGAGGGAGGCCUCCCCGCAGGACCCCGCCGAGGACGCCCUCGUGGUGGUGGAAGAGGAAGAGGAGGAGGAGGAGGCGGGCUCCCCUACCCGCGUCGCCGCCAGGAACCCCUUCGACCUCCUCGACGACGACGACGACGAGCCAGAAGAGGACAAGGAAGAUGAAGUGCAUACUGAUCAAACUGCGAGUUAUACAGAACAGAAACAAUAUGUGAAAAAGAAGCCUAACGGCGCUGUUCCUGAAACAAACAAGAAAUCAAAGAAGAAGAAGAAAAAGGGCAAGGCAGAACCACCAGCCUCGACGAAGUCGAGGGAUGAGAAAUCACUGGACUUAAUUCUGGAAGAUCUAGCUAUUGAAAAGAGGCCCAUGCAAAAAAGUGUUCAUCAAAAUGACAGAGCAACUGGGAAGGAGAUUGAGACAAUUGAAAUGACUGCUGGGACAUCCUCAGUUCUUGCAAUUGAUCCCAAACAUCUCAAGGCUGAAAAUGAGAUGAGGCGCAUUUUUGGAUCAAAGGUAGUUGAUUCACUUGAAAACCAGCGGAAUAUGCCUGGCACUUCAAGGCAAGUGCGUGGUGUUAGGCGUGCUGGCCUUAAUCCUAGAAGAACCCUACUUGUAUCUCCACCUGGCUUCUGGCCAGCAUGGGAUAAGUCAAUGUCAAUGGAUCUUGUUGAGACAAAGGGCAGUUUGAAUUAUUUCAGGUACGUAUAUGAUCCUUCUGUCAGCCAUGUGCAGGAAUUGUUUGAAGCUGCCAAGUCAGCCAAUGACCUCAAUGCCAUUGCUGCUAUAUUAGCAAAAUACCCCUACCAUCCAGACUCGUUAUUGACAUUUGCUGAUCUGUUCAAAUAUUCUGGAGAACAUCAAUCAUCAGCAGACGCUGUUGAGAAGUGUCUAUUUGCACUAGAGUGUGCUUGGCAUCCACUAUUUAAUCCACUGCAGGGCAACUAUCAGUUGAAAUACAGCCAUGACUUAAACAAGCCAUUUUUUACAGCCCUUUUCAGUCACAUGAAAAAUCUGGAUAGGCGUGGUUGUCACCGUUCAGCUUUAGAGGCCUGCAAGUUUCUUUUGUCAUUGGAUUCUGAUGACCCAAAGGGUGCUCUGUUUUGCAUUGAUUACUUUGCUCUAAGAUCGCAGCAGUACAAAUGGUUGGAACAGUUUGCUGAAGAGUACCAGUGUGAUAACUCCCUCUGGCUGUUUCCUAAUUUCUCCUUUUCUCUAGCCAUUGCACGGUUUUAUCUUGAACGUGAUGCUGAGGAUGUUUCUGAUCAUGCUGACAAGUCAACAGCUGUUGAUCUCAUGAAGCAAGCAUUGAUGCUUCAUCCUCUGGUGCUUUCUAAGAUUGUUGACAAGGCUCCUUUGAAGGACUCUUCAUGGACCCAAAUACUCAAGAAUGGGUUCUUUGGAUCAGCAAAGCCAGGAAGCCCUUCACUCGAGCAUGUGAUUAACAUAUAUGUUGAGCGUCAUUGUAUCAUGUGGAGGUUCCCGGAACUUCAGAACUUACUCAAAGAAGCUGCUCUUCUGGUGAUUGAAUCACUAAAGCACGACAGCAGAGAAGCCCAGGACUGGGCAUGUGUUAGGAAAGAGGCAUUCUCUUCAGAAAAGAAUGAGUACUCUCAUCUGCUUGUUUCAGACUUCUCUGACACAACACCAUCGCUCCCUCCGGAAGAACUGCGGCCAUUUAUGGUUGGACCAGGAAUGGCGCAUGAUAUGCCGCCUGUUGAACAAGAAGCUGGGCCUGAGAGAAUCCAUGCCCCUCUUGAAGUUGCUGGGCGCAACGCUGCGAUGGUCUUCCUGGAAUCACUGCUCCCAUGGGUCAACUACGGGGACAACCGUCACGACGGAAAUGAUCAACACGAUGAUGAUUGAGCUGUCGCAAGCACAAAGUGACAUAUGGUCAUGGUUAAACUCACAUGGCCAACCGGAAUCAGUGAUCCUCCCCUGUGUCUGCGAUGCUUAAGAAAAGCUGCUGUUAAUUGUGUGCGAAUGCCCCUAGUUAUUUUUCAUGGCCUUGGCAAAGGUUAUACAUGUAUAGUUGAUCCGGUAAAUCGCUGAAUAUUUGCAUGCCAGUUUUGGGCCCGGAGAUUAGAGUCCAUGUACCAUCAUUACUAGAGUUUUUUUUUUUUGCGGGGACCAUCAUUACUAGAGUUGAUAUGCCAAGUUCUGUAACUGGCCCGUUAGGUCAGGCUUCAUUUGUCCUUGGCGCACUGCAAAAUACUUUGGAGCAACAUCAUAGAUAAAUUCGCAAUCCGCCCUACAUUCAGCAGUUGGCUGUUCCUCCUUGAAAUCUCUCCUUGUACUUGGAAGAGAAAUACUCGAGUUUGGAAUAUUUGCAUGCCAGUAUAUGCUU
Triticum dicoccoides is the source of this 2515-nucleotide messenger RNA. Its product is annotated as transcription factor 25-like. Gene Ontology annotation, cellular component: RQC complex. Lineage: Eukaryota; Viridiplantae; Streptophyta; Magnoliopsida; Poales; Poaceae. Bases 139 to 2034 code for a protein of 631 amino acids. The record is from RefSeq and is a predicted model, not a curated record. The transcript is spliced from 4 exons.